AUGAUUACCUUGGUACCAUUAUUAUUACUGUUACUAUUGGAUGAACAUCUGCUAGCACAAAAAAAUAUCCCUGAUGAUAUACGUAAAAGGGUACGUGAAGCGCAUACAUUUGAUGAACUGCUAUCCGCCAUACAACUAACGUAUGCACCGCAUUUACUUGGAAAUAAAGACGAACCAACCUUCAAGGUUCACAAAGAAUUACAUCCUGCUGAAACACGAUCUUACACGAACAGGAUGCAGAAGACUAAGUUAUAUGGAGCUUCCGUACUUCAUCCAUCAAUCAUUACAAGAAAAUCCGAUUUUCGUCAAGAUAUCGACGUUAAUACAAAGAAAAGCUUAGAUAUACUAAGCAUGAUUCGACAAGGCACAGAUAUAUGUGAGUUGCAAAAAGGUUGCAUUCGUAUAUUACCGGAAAAUCCCGAUCCUGGAUUACUGAUAUUCCCAAAAUGCUAUGAAGUAACACAAUGUGUUGGAUCAUGUUGCGAAUUCACUGAACGCUGCCAUCCAACCAGUACUGAAUAUAUUCAACUGCCGAUAGUUGAAAUGCUUUAUUCCGGCAAUAAUCUGUUUGUAAUCAAUCAAACACGAAAUAUAACAAUCGAACAACAUACUGCUUGCAGUUGCCAAGAAUGCACUCAAUGCCCGCAGGAGAAAACUGUCGAUCCGAACUGCUACUGUGAAUGCAGAAACAGAGAAGAGAAAAAGAAUUGUCAAGGUCCAAACAAAGUCUGGAAUGACGAAACGUGUACCUGCAACUGUGUCACGAAGAACUGUUAUGGUAGAAGUGUUUUGGAUGCACAUACAGGCUUACGCUAUCAUCCAGCAAAUAAUCAAAGUUAUGGAAAACCAGGCACAUAUGGAACCGUUUUUAAGGCCAAGAAUUGUGAUACUCAAGAGAUUGUAGCAAUGAAAUGUGUGCGUUUGGAUGAUGACGAUGAGGGUGUCCCUAGUUCGGCAUUACGCGAAAUAUGUUUGCUGAAAGAACUCAAACAUGAGAAUAUCGUGAGGCUGUAUGAUGUUGUCCAUAGUGAGCGUAAGCUUACUUUAGUUUUUGAAUAUUGUGAUCAAGAUUUAAAAAAGUAUUUCGAUUCGUGCAAUGGUGAAAUAGAUCAACAGAUAGUAAAAUCACUUAUGCACCAAUUAUUAUGUGGAUUAGCUUUUUGUCAUUCACAUAAUGUGCUUCAUCGUGAUCUAAAACCCCAGAAUUUAUUGAUAAAUACUAAUAUGCAGUUGAAAUUGGCAGAUUUCGGAUUGGCACGGGCAUUUGGCAUACCUGUGAGAUGCUAUAGCGCCGAGGUUGUCACAUUAUGGUAUCGACCUCCUGAUGUCCUCUUCGGUGCAAAACUUUACAACACUUCAAUCGAUAUGUGGUCUGCUGGAUGCAUUUUUGCUGAAAUUUCGAAUGCGGGAAGGCCACUUUUCCCAGGUGCUGAUGUUGAUGAUCAACUGAAGAGGAUUUUCAAAAUGCUUGGUACUCCGACGGAUGCCACAUGGCCAGGUCUAUCGCAGCUUCCGGAGUUCAAGCCGAUGCCCCUAUAUCAUCGUUCUCUUACAAUUGGACAAGUGGUACCCAAUCUUCCCGCUCGUGGACGCGACUUGCUUCAGCAGCUCCUGAUUUGUAAUCCAUCUCAUCGUAUUGAUGCCGAAGUAGCGUUACGCCAUGAAUACUUCAGCGAUAUUACAAACUGCUAA
Messenger RNA from Acanthocheilonema viteae, 1692 nucleotides. Lineage: Eukaryota; Metazoa; Nematoda; Chromadorea; Rhabditida; Onchocercidae. The record is from the annotation of a GenBank genome assembly.